Molecule: messenger RNA, 1154 nt
Organism: Rhipicephalus microplus (southern cattle tick)
Lineage: Eukaryota; Metazoa; Arthropoda; Arachnida; Ixodida; Ixodidae
Product: juvenile hormone acid O-methyltransferase-like
Biological process (GO): ubiquinone biosynthetic process
Molecular function (GO): polyprenyldihydroxybenzoate methyltransferase activity
Source: RefSeq, a predicted model, not a curated record
UUCGUCUCGCAAGCUUCAAAGCCAUGGUUGACACGGCUGUUUCCGUCCCUUCAUGCCAUGAAACAACGGCUGACAACAGCAAAAAACACGGUAAACUCUGGGCAUUCGAUGGCACCAUCAUGUUCAGAAACCAAGAGAAAUGACCGAUUACCACCUAUGCAGCGUGCUGCCACAAAUUCACCUCGUUUGUCAGCCAUCCAGUACGCCAAGAACAACGGCCCUCAAAAAAAGCACAACGAACUCGUUCUUGCUUUUUGCCAGCCGGCAUUUCUCGUUGAGCCAAGUGACACACUUGCGGAUAUUAGACGUCGGAUGUGGAACUGGUGACUUCACACGAGAUGGCCUAUUACCCUGCUGUCUACCAUGCGCAAAGAUAGUCGGCGUUGACGUCAGUCCCGAAAUGAUCGAGCACGCGAGGCGACACUCAGAACACGAGAAGAUCGAGUACGAAUUGUUGAACAUCGGUGGAAACGUUACAGAGUUUCUCAGGCGAUACGGACAUUUCGACCGAGUUUAUUCCUUUCUAUGUCUUCAGUGGCUAAAAGACCAGAGUACGGCAUUGAAGAACAUUGCGUCGCUGCUGUCUCCAGGAGGGCAGUGUCUCCUCGUGAUUCCCGCUUCCCAGCAACCAGCUGCUGUCUGGAACCGCCUAGCCCAGAUGGACCGCUGGAAAAAGUACUCAGAGAUAUUGACGAAGCACGUUUCGAAGAGCCACACCAUGAAAAGCAAAAAGGAGCAGUUGGCAUACAUGUCGGCGAUGCUACGUGAAGCCCACCUGUCACCCUCCAUUUUCGUCCUGCCCAGGCUGGUGACAUUCGAGGGAUGGUCGGAGGAGGAUGUAAUCGCGGCGCAUAUGGGCAUCGUUCCUAUCAACCUCCUCGUUGCUGAAGAAGAAAAGAAUCAGCUCCUUGAAGACGUCACGACGCUUGUCAAGGAAAUACAUGGCCCCGGAUCUGACCAGUCACUUUUCCGGAACUAUGUCAUCAUGGCUACAAAGUAUUAGAAGCUGCUAACUCGAUGCAUGCAUCUAGGAAACUCCUCUUGUAAGAAUUUAUUCGUGUAAUCUUAGUUUUCGAAAAGAAGGCUAUUUUGCCUUAGCUACUGUACUCGUCGGCUUCUUAGACAUUUCAAUAUCUUGUAUGUGUAUUUUGCUU